UUCUUUUCUGAAGUUUGGAUCGAGGCAAGAACGACGCAAUAUUUGGGAAAGGCUUGCAAUGGUGUUUUCAUGGAGAGAAGAAGGUUCAGGAGCCCGGCAAUUACUGCUUUCGCUUCUGCUCCUUACAAUCUGGGAGACUGGGAGCGGCCAGGUUCAUUACUCAGUCCUGGAGGAGGCCAAACACGGCACCUUCGUGGGCCGCAUCGCCCAGGAUUUGGGGCUGGAGCUGGCGGAGCUGGUGCCACGCCUGUUCCGGGUGGCGUCCAAAGGCCACGGCGACCUUCUGGAGGUAAAUCUGCAGAAUGGCAUUUUGUUUGUGAAUUCUCGGAUCGAUCGGGAGGAGCUGUGCGGGCGGAGUCUGGAGUGUAGCAUCCACCUGGAGGUGAUCGUGGACAGGCCGCUGCAGGUUUUCCAUGUAGAGGUGGAAGUGAAGGAUAUUAACGACAACCAGCCGGUUUUUCCAAUGGCAGUAAAAAAAUUAUUUAUUUACGAAUCCCGGCUGCCUGGUUCUCGGAUUCCGCUAGAGGGCGCAUCAGAUGCAGAUAUUGGAGCCAAUUCUCUGUUGACCUACAGUCUAAACUCUAAUGAUUAUUUUACCUUGGAUAUUAAAAGAAAUGAUGAGAAUAUUAAAUCCCUUGGACUUGUGUUGAAAAAAGUUUUAAAUCGCGAGGACACUCCUGAACAUCACUUACUAAUAACGGCAGUUGAUGGUGGGAAACCAGAGCUCACUGGCACUACUCAAGUGAAGAUCACCAUUCUAGAUGUAAAUGACAACGCUCCAGAGUUUGAGAGGUCUGUCUACAAAGUCAGUUUAUUCGAAAAUGCACCAAACGGUACCCUAGCAGUGAUUGUUAACGCCUCUGAUUUGGAUGAAGGAGUAAAUAAGGACAUUGUAUAUUCUUUCAAUACAGACAUGUCAGCAGAUACUCUUUCAAAAUUCCACUUAGACCCAGUUAGUGGAUACAUCAGUGUAAAAGGUAAUAUAGAUUUCGAGGAAACUAAGUUAUAUGAAAUCCAGGUAGACGCGACAGAUAAAGGAAAUCCCCCAAUGGCAGGUCACUGCACGGUUCUGGUGGAAAUUUUGGACGUCAAUGAUAAUGUACCUGAGUUGGUUAUCAAAUCACUGUCAUUACCCGUAUUAGAAGAUACUCCCCUCGGCACGGUCAUUGCCUUAAUAAGUGUGUCUGACCGCGACUCUGGUGCCAACGGGCAGUUGACCUGCACCCUGUCACCCCACGUUCCCUUCAAGCUGGUGUCCACCUUCAAGAACUACUAUUC
Lontra canadensis (Northern American river otter) is the source of this 1278-nucleotide messenger RNA. RefSeq names its product protocadherin alpha-3-like. Gene Ontology annotation, molecular function: calcium ion binding. NCBI's taxonomy places the organism in Eukaryota, Metazoa, Chordata, Mammalia, Carnivora, Mustelidae. The annotation marks the transcript as partial. Gene Ontology annotation, cellular component: plasma membrane. The record is from RefSeq and is a predicted model, not a curated record. Gene Ontology annotation, biological process: homophilic cell-cell adhesion. The transcript has a single exon.